Molecule: messenger RNA, 2562 nt
Organism: Anolis sagrei ordinatus
Lineage: Eukaryota; Metazoa; Chordata; Lepidosauria; Squamata; Anolidae
Gene: ISCU
Product: iron-sulfur cluster assembly enzyme
Biological process (GO): intracellular iron ion homeostasis; iron-sulfur cluster assembly
Cellular component (GO): mitochondrial matrix; cytoplasm
Molecular function (GO): ferrous iron binding; 2 iron, 2 sulfur cluster binding
Source: RefSeq, a predicted model, not a curated record
ACUGUCCUCUGUUCAAAACAUUCAAGAUGGCGGCGCUUCGGGCAAGCAGCGUGCGCAGCGCGGCGGCAGCCCUUCUGCGGCCUCGCCCGGGCCCGGCCUCCACCUCCCUGGUCGCGGGCUACCACGAGAAGGUUGUGGACCAUUACGAAAACCCCCGAAAUGUGGGCUCGUUGGACAAGAAUGCCAAGAACGUGGGCACCGGCCUGGUGGGCGCCCCAGCUUGUGGCGACGUCAUGAAGCUGCAGGUUGAAGUGGACGAAAAUGGCAAAAUCAUUGAUGCCCGCUUUAAGACGUUUGGAUGUGGGUCGGCCAUUGCUUCCAGUUCUUUGGCAACUGAGUGGGUGAAGGGCAAGACGGUUGAUGAAGCCUUGAAGAUCAGGAACACGGACAUUGCUAAGGAGCUCUGCCUCCCUCCGGUCAAAUUGCACUGCUCUAUGCUGGCAGAAGACGCCAUUAAGGCCGCUUUGGCUGAUUACAAGCUGAAGCAAGGACCAAAGGGGCCCGAGCCGAAACAGAAUGCGGCCAGCUCAUAGAAGCCUUCCUGUCCUCCCCAGAAAGCCUCCCGUUCCAACCCUGUUGGGAUGAGUCCCCUGUGCUUUCCAUUAUAAGGAGCCGUGGCCAGCGCAUAGAAGCCUUCCUUUUCUCUCCAGAAAGCAACUCCUUUCAACCUUGUUGGGAUGAGACUUGUGUGCUUUCCACCAUAAGGAGUCGUGACCAGCGUAUAGAAGCCUUCCUUUCCUCCCCAGAAAGCCGCCCCCUUCCGACCCUGUUGGGAUGAGUCCCCUGUGCUUUCCAUCACAAGGUGCUGUGUCCAGCACAUAGAAGCCUUCCUUUACUCCCCAGAAAGCUUCCCCUUCUGACCCUGUUGGGAUGAGUCCACUGUGCUUUCCACUCUAAGUAGCCAUGGCCAGCACAUAGAAGCCUUCCUGCCCCCAGAAAGCCGCCCUUUUAACCUUGUUGGGAUGAGUCCUCUGUGCUUUCCACCAUAAGGAGCCAUGGCCAGCACAUAGAAGCCUUCCUUUCCUCCCCAGGAAGUUGCCCCUUCCUAUGUUGUGGGAAUGAGUACCCUAUGCUUUCCACCCUAAGGAGCUGUGGCCAGUGCAUAGAAGCCUUCCUUUACUCCCCAGAAAGCCACCCCUUCUGACCCUGUUGGGAUGAGUCCCCUGUGCUUUCCAUCAUAAGGAGCUGUGGCCAGCGCAUAGAAGCUUUCCUUUACUCCCCAAAAAGACUCCCCUUCUGACCUGUUGGGAUAAGUCCCCUGUGCUUUCCACCAUAAGGAACUGUGGCCACUGCAUAGAAGCCUUCCUGUCCUCAGAAACCCUGCCCUUUCGACUCUGUUUUGAUGAGUCCCCUGUGCUUUCCACUGUAAGCAGCCAUGGCCACGCAUAGAAGCCUUCCUGUCCUCAGAAACCCUGCCCUUUCGACUCUGUUGGGAUGAGUCCCCUGUGCUUUCCACUAAGCAGCCAUGGCCACGCAUAGAAGCCUUCCUGUCCUCAGAAACCCUGCCCUUUCGACUCUGUUUUGUUGAGUCCCCUGUGCUUUCCACUCUAAGCAGCCAUGGCCACGCAUAGAAGCCUUCCUGUCCUCAGAAACCCUGCCCUUUCGACUCUGUUGGGAUGAGUCCCCUGUGCUUUCCACUAAGCAGCCAUGGCCACGCAUAGAAGCCUUCCCGUCCACAGAAACCCUGCCCUUUUGACUCUGUUGGGAUGAAUCCCCUGUGCUUUCCACUCUAAGCAGCCAUGGCCACACAUAGAAGCCUUCCUGUCCUUCCCAGAAAGUGGCCCCUUUCGACCCUGUUGGGAUGAGUCCCCUGUGCUUUCCACCAUAAGGAGCGGUGGCCAGCACAUAAAAGCCUUCCUGUCCUCCCCAGAAAGUCUCCCCUUCCGACCCUGUUGGGAUAAGUCCCAUGUGCUUUCCACCAUAAGGAGCCAUGGCCAGCGCAUAGAAGCCUUCCUGUCCUCCCCAGAAAGUCUCCCCUUCCGACCCUGUUGGGAUGAGUCCCAUGUGCUUUCCACCAUAAGGAGCCAUGGCCAGCGCAUAGAAGCCUUCCUGUCCUCCCCAGAAAAUCUCCCCUUCCGACCCUGUUGGGAUGAGUCCCCUGUGCUUUCCACCCUAAGGAGCUCCUCCCUAAGGAGCUGUGGCCAGUGCAUAGAAACCUUACUUUACUCCCCAGAAAGGCUCCCCUUCCGACCCUGUUGGUAUGAGUUCCCUGUGCUUUCCACCAUAAGGAGCCAUGGCAUGCAUUUCUGUGUCUCAUUUCCUCAAAAUGCGGGACUGCACUCCGCCCGGCGAGGCCAACUCGUAUUGCCUCCCCUCAAACCCUUUUGCUUCCACUUGCCCCUCUCUCAGUCUUUGCAUCAAAAAUUGUGUGACAAUUUCGGGAUGAGCUGUUCUCUUGUCUUUUGGAGCGAGGCGUCAUUUUCCAGGCCUAUGGUUUCUAGUGGGAAGGCCUGCGUUUCUCCAAGCACUCAGCCCAAACCAGAAGCCACACUGUCUCUUUUCUCCCUGUCUUCUGCAUUCGGACAUCACAAAAUAAAUGGAGCUCCUUGGCCACACCAUCAA